This is a messenger RNA of Sphaerulina musiva SO2202, 4379 nucleotides long. Its product is annotated as sphingosine-1-phosphate lyase 1. The record is from RefSeq and is a predicted model, not a curated record. Lineage: Eukaryota; Fungi; Ascomycota; Dothideomycetes; Mycosphaerellales; Mycosphaerellaceae. Gene Ontology annotation, biological process: sphingolipid catabolic process; carboxylic acid metabolic process. Gene Ontology annotation, cellular component: endoplasmic reticulum. Bases 369 to 2054 code for a protein of 561 amino acids. The transcript has 4 exons. Gene Ontology annotation, molecular function: pyridoxal phosphate binding; sphinganine-1-phosphate aldolase activity.
GGAAACUCUCCGUGUUGCUUACAAGAACUACCUGACCUACAUUAGGUGCUAAGGCAAUUCUCGCCUGGGGACCAAGAACUGGAGGCAGAAACUGGGUCGACUGCCUUUCGCUGAUAUACAUUCCCUUGUCAUACAAUGCCGUAGUCGAUCGACCAUAUGCCGUAUCCGAACGUGCAUCAUCGACACCCUUCCCGCCGUGUCGUCGCCUCAUCUUCGUGUCGACCUCUACCGACAGUAGUACAGGUAUCCUCCAUACACGUCUACCACCUGACUGCAGACAUAGGCAGACAGACACGCACUCACGUACACACACGCACACGCACACGCACACGCACACGCACACGCACACGCACACACACACACACGCCAUGGCUCUUCUCUCGCCGCAGCUGCGCAAGCACUAUCAUCCGCGCACGCCCCAGGGCCGUCAAGCGCUGCUGGCCCAGGGCAUCGACCUCGUCCGCAACAUCCUCUUUGCCCUCUUCGUGUUGCGCCUCACACGAAAGACGCUCCUCCAGCUGCGCGGCUAUGGCCUCCUAGGAUGCAUUCAGAGCCUCUACACCACUAUCUACCGCCGCCUCUACGCCCUCUUCUUGCGCCUGCCAUUUGUGCAGGCUAAGGUGCAAGCCGAUGUCAAGAAAGCCAUCGCUGAGCUACAGAGCAAGCUGGUCCCUUCAGGACCCGGCGUGGUCAAUUACACCACGUUGCCUGCGCAAGGUUGGACGUCGGCACAAGUGCGCGCAGAGCUGGAGAGGCUGGGCGAUAUGGAACACACCAGAUGGGAAGACGGAAGGGUCAGUGGUGCUGUGUAUCACGGCGGGAGCGAGCUGGCGGAGCUACAGAGCGACGCCUUCAAGCGCUUCGGCGUCAGCAACCCGAUUCACCCCGAUGUGUUUCCCGGCGUUCGGAAGAUGGAAGCAGAAGUGGUGGCAAUGACGCUGGGACUCUUCAAUUCGCCUGACACUGCAGCGGGUGUGACCACGAGCGGAGGCACUGAAAGCAUUCUGAUGGCCGUGUUGGCCGCACGUCAAAAGGCGUAUCAUGAGCGAGGCAUCACUGAGCCGGAAAUGAUUCUCCCAAAUACUGCACAUACCGCCUUCCGCAAGGCAGGCGAGUACUUCAAGAUCAGGAUACAUCUCGCAGCUUGUCCAGAACCGAGCUACAAAGUCCACACGCGUUCUGUCAGUCGCCUGAUCAACUCCAACACCAUCCUACUCGUUGGCUCCGCGCCAAACUUUCCUCACGGCAUCGUGGACGAUAUUCCUGCCCUCUCGCGGUUGGCCAUUAAGCACAAGUUGCCCUUGCACGUCGACUGUUGCCUUGGUUCUUUUGUAAUUGCCUUUCUCUCCAAAGCUGGGUUUCCUUCCCCAGAUUUUGAUUUCCGCGUGCCUGGCGUUACGAGCAUAUCCGUCGACACUCACAAAUAUGGUUUUGCGCCCAAGGGAAACAGUGUGGUUCUGUACCGUACGGCCGACCUACGGAGAUACCAAUACUACAUCUGCCCGGACUGGAGCGGAGGCGUUUAUGCUUCUCCCAACAUGGCAGGAAGCAGGCCCGGCGCUUUGAUUGCUGGCUGCUGGGCUAGUCUCAUGAAUACAGGCGAGGAUGGCUACGUGCACACGGCGUUGCAAAUCGUGUCAGCUGCGAAGCAGAUCGAGGAUGCCAUUCGGACCAAAAGCUCAUUGAAGCACAGUAUCGCAGUCAUUGGCAAGCCCAUGGUCUCCGUCGUGGCCUUUCGUGCGUUGAACAACUCCAAGACCCCCAAUCUGGCUGUCGAUAUUUACGACAUUGCUGAUGCCAUGUCCGCAAAGGGCUGGCAUCUCAAUGCCUUGCAGGACCCUCCCGCGAUACACGUGGCUGUCACGAUCCCCAUCGUGAGCGCAGUGGAUGCAUUGAUCCAGGAUCUCGAGAUUGUCGUAGAAUCUUGUAAAGGUCAUGUGACCGCCAAUAAGGGCGACACAGCCGCUCUUUAUGGCGUUGCAGGAAGCAUCCCAGAUAAGAGCAUUGUGAAAGAUCUCGCUACUGGAUUUCUCGAUACGCUAUUCCACGUCUAGAAUUGGCGAGCGACGCACCAUGUCCAUCACCCAACCACCCACCCACCCACACUCUCUCUGCACUGCUGCACUGUAUACGUUCUGUGGUCAUAUGGACCUCUGUUGUAUUCUUUUGCCUGAGCCAAGAAGCUACUCCCGCCUCCAUUGCCGGCAGCUCGCCCUACGGACGCCUUUUGGCGUUACGAACUUACCAGAAUGGCUGUGCGGGCACCUCGAUCUCGUCGUCGGAGCGGUAGUCUUCUGAGACAACGGAAGUUCCUCGAUUGUUGAUUCCCAUGUCGUCCAUCUCCAUGAUCGUAUCAUUGACACGCUCUUGCAGCUCGUCGGCUCGGCUCAGAUCAUGCGUCUCCCAACAAACCUCCCACCAGUAGCUUUGCGCCUCGAUCAUCUCCUUUGCCGAACAUGCCGAAGCUCGACUUAUGCCCACGACUAGAAGACUGCGAGCCCAGAGGUGCUUUAACAAGGACCUGUACUUCGCUGAGCGUCAAUGUCAUACCUGGUCUCUCGGUAUCAACAAUCUCAACGACUCGCUUUGCAAGCACAUGAUGGACUGUGAACACUUCACUUGGGACUUGCAUUCGGAAAGAUGGUGGACCGCCAUCACUAUUUAUGGAGGCGAUGAAGUCGUUGAUCGCGCCCAUGGGAGAUAUCGCGUACUUGGUUCCAGGCUGCACAAGCGAUAUCUGAGCAUCGUAAACGUGGACGACGUAGUGAAGACACGCUUCAGCGAGAACUCUCUCGCGUGUCUUGACGCUGUAUCUCGACCUAUCAGGGCCCUCCUCUCCCGCUGGCACGACGACCUUCAGAAGUUGUCCCGUGGCAUUUUCUCGAAUGAGAAUUUCCAGAAAGGGCCGUGUGGUUUUUGACGUUGAACCCGAUUGACCCAUACUUGCAAUAUCAGCGAGCUUUGCAGCAUCUUCCGUUGAUGUUGUCACCCGGGAGAAAAAGUCUGUCCGCAGGCUAGUUUGGCGGAGCUCAGCCUGUAGCGCGAUCGGAUCUUGAGGAGCGAAGCUGAGCUCCUCGUUCUUAUCGCCAGGCCGAAGGAGCAGUACGCCUGCCUGGCCUACUAGCUUAAGCUGGGAGCAUUUUGGUCCAAUAUCAUCAUCUUCCUCUUGAGCCUGCUGCUUCAGGCUUUCACUACGCAGCAGCUCGCCAAAAGGGUGAUUUUCCGUGGUGAUCUUCGUUGAAGGCUUCAAAUGAGGGAGCUGUGGGCUUGCACCGCCAUCUCUGUUGUCAGCAUUGCGAUCACUCAGCAUUUGCCCACUCUGGCCAGCUUCUCCGCUGUUCUGCUGCCGCGGCUUGUUCUUUGGCAAUGGCCAAGGCUCCGGUAGUCCCAGAUUCACCUUAUUGUUGCCUUUCUUGGCCUUUGAGCCGCAGCCUGCCCUUUGACCCAUCGUGUCAUAUUUCUUCGUGGAUUCCUCUGGCUUUGGCGACUGUAUUUCUUCGACAAUGGGCGCCGCUGCGGAGUCACGCCCUAAUAGUGCCGCUGCCGCGUACGACCUUCUGAUUUGCGGCACAGGCUGCGUGCUUGUCUCCGAUAGUAAGCUUGGCCUGCACAUCUGUGAAGCGAUAACGUUGAGCUCCUCGGGGUCUAUGGCGUUGGCGCCGGUCUGGAACUCCUGCGACGGGUUCCAGAGACACUGUCCAAGCAUACUUGGCCCGGAGCCAAAGUCAGGUUCCAGCUUUGUCGGAGAAGAGCCUUGGUCAGAUUGCUGCAAAGGGAUCAAUGCUCCGGUAGUCGAUGAUUUGGGAGCAUGGAGUUUGCUCGAACAAGCGUCCUCGGUUUCAUUCACUUCGACAAGGGUUAGAUUUUCAUGAUCUGCUCCAACCGUUGAAGCCGUAUGAUUUACAGCUGAGCGCCCAUAGUCGUCUUUUCUGGCCACUUCCGAAGCUAAACAUGUGCUCUUCAACAUAUGGGCUUGGGACACAGAUUCGCCACCCGCUGCCCGUCUUACCACUCGCUUGUCUCUGGAGCGCUGUCCGCUCUGUAUGGGCACCCGGUUCUGAUUCGCCCACUGGGCCGUACUCGUCGCAUCGGCAGUAAGACCGUUUCGGUCUACCCUCGCAUAUACCGCAGAGGUGGUAUCAUGUUCCCACUGAUGGGAAACUGCACUGCCGGGCGUUUGCUGUUCCGACGAUUCGCGUAUCAGGGAAAUAUUGAUAGAGUGUUGUGGCGAAUGCCGUCCUUGGUUUACUUCAUCGCAGGCACUGGGUUCGAGUACUGCGGACGAGGGGUAACGACUGUAGUUCCCACUGUAAUUCGUCAUGGCCAGAGCAUUGGGUCUUGCUGCAUUGGGCGUGGAACGUAUCUGGGGCAGCAUAGCG